Molecule: messenger RNA, 1274 nt
Organism: Ipomoea triloba (trilobed morning glory)
Lineage: Eukaryota; Viridiplantae; Streptophyta; Magnoliopsida; Solanales; Convolvulaceae
Product: transcription factor IBH1-like
Exons: 1
Coding region: 480-983 (167 amino acids)
Biological process (GO): regulation of DNA-templated transcription
Source: RefSeq, a predicted model, not a curated record
CAAACACCCAUUAAAGAUUGAUUCUUAAGAACCCCAUCUCAGUGUUGUGUUCUCAUCACCUCCCAUUUCUAAUCAUCUCUCUCUCUCUCUACCCAUGUUACUUCUUGACAACUUUGUCCUACAUUAAGGCAUGUUUUUUGUUAUAUACAAGGAGAGAUGCAUGCAUGAGUAGUCAGAAUUGAAGUGGCCGGCCGGAAUCAUCAAUUUUAUUUUGGUUUUUGUCUUUCCAUUCUCAACCAGCCAGGCCCCUCUCUCUCACUACCAAAAUCUUUUUAUCUCAAUCCAUUGCUCCAUUCCCUUCCAAUCUCCAUAACCUUCUUUCUUUCUUUCUGCCCGGAAUCAUCAAUUUCUUUCUUGCAGAUCAGAAACCCUAACCUACAAUUCAGUGAAGGGAUUAGUCACUGCGUCUGAGGCUGAAAAUUUUGAGCUAUAUCCAAAAUAAAGAUCAGGAACCCUAAAAAGCUUGUGCCCUAACUUUAAUGGCUUCCCCUAAUCGUCAAUGGAAUCGCUGUUCCAUUCAAACUAGGUUCACGUACCGAUUCCUCCACGCGCUGAGGAGACUCAGGCUCGCCACGCGCCGCCAGGCCCCAUCCGCGCUUUCAACUCCGGCGCCGCCGGAGAAGGAAAUAACGUACUACAGAAGAUGCCGGAGCGUGAAACGCGCCGCCUACGCGUCCAUGGCUUCAGCGGUGGGGACGAGGCGGGCGUGGAGCCGCGCGCAGCUUCUCAGGUUGCGCCGCCCUGCAGCGGCGGCGGCGCAGGUUCAGCGCGGCGGUGGUGCGGUGAGGAGAAGGGCGGUUGUGGCGGAGGACGGCGGCGGAAACCCUAGCGAUGAAACGACGACGGAAGAGCUCCGGCAGCUUGUCCCCGGCGGCGAGGUUAUGGAUUUGUGCAGCUUGCUGGAUGAAACGGCGCAUUAUAUUAACUGUCUGGCGUCGCAGGUACAAAUCAUGAGAAGCAUUGCUGAUUUAUUCUCCACCUAAUAAUAUUAUAUAUUUAUAUAUAUUUCUUGUAAUAUAUAUAUAUGAUGCAUGAUUGUAUGGAUGGUGUACGUACGAUAUAUAUAAUAUAAAUAUGUAGCAGAUUAAAUAAGUUGUACAAUUGUAUGGACGAUUGUGAGAGCGGUCUAUUGGCCUUAUUUAUUUGUUUUGGUCAAUUAUGGAUAAUCUAGAUUGAUUUAUUUCAGUGUAGUCUUCUGUCCGAUUAUGGUCACAAGACAGGAUUUACUCCAUACACAUCCUCGAGUAAUGAUUAUGCAUGUUCAGUUUCUUUCA